Molecule: messenger RNA, 357 nt
Organism: Funneliformis geosporum
Lineage: Eukaryota; Fungi; Glomeromycota; Glomeromycetes; Glomerales; Glomeraceae
Source: the annotation of a GenBank genome assembly
CUUCAGAUAUUUAUAGUUUUGGUAUAUUAAUGUGGGAAAUUUCUAGUGGACAUCCUCCUUUUGAAAAUAAAUUUAAUAAUAAUCAGGAUCUUAUUAAUGCUAUUACUUGUCAUGAAACUCGUGAAAUUUUUAUAGCGAAUACACCUGAAGAUUACGAAAAAUUAUAUAAAAAAUGCUGGAAACAAGAACCGGAGCAAAGACCAAUUAUUAAAGAAGUAUUAAAAAUAUUUAAUAAAAUGGACUUUGGAAAAAUUAUUGGUGAUAAUGAAACAACAAAAGAUACAGAAAACAAUAAUUCUGAUCCUGAUUCAAAAAUUGGCGAUUCUAUUCAGUUAGAUACCUUUGAGAAUUUAUCUA